Molecule: messenger RNA, 1585 nt
Organism: Megalops cyprinoides (Indo-Pacific tarpon)
Lineage: Eukaryota; Metazoa; Chordata; Actinopteri; Elopiformes; Megalopidae
Product: glucose-dependent insulinotropic receptor
Exons: 1
Coding region: 124-1281 (385 amino acids)
Biological process (GO): G protein-coupled receptor signaling pathway
Cellular component (GO): membrane
Molecular function (GO): phosphatidylcholine binding; G protein-coupled receptor activity
Source: RefSeq, a predicted model, not a curated record
CAAAGUCCACUCUGGAGUGCUGCAUAAACAAAUCUAUGACAGAGUGAUUAAGGGUGAGGAGGACAACUCCAAACUCAGAUUAUUCGACGCGUGCUGCCAGUGUCUUUAGACACAAGUGAGUUCAUGGCAGUUGACAAUGGGACAUGCUUGGUGGACAGCCAGCCUGCAAACACCCAAGCUCCAACACAAGGUGGACCCCUGCAGACCACCGUGGUCCAUAGAGGCAUGGACGCAGAGGUCUUGGGCUGGAUUCUGAGUGUCGGAUCCAUGCUGAUCAUCGCCACCAACUUGCUGGUGGCCGCCGCCCUCCUCCUGCUCAUUCGCAAGAAGGGCAGCCAGAGCUGGUGCUUCGUGUUGAACCUGGCCCUGGCUGACGCCCUGGUGGGCUUGGCCAUCACCGGCAUAGCCUCCGUGGUGAUCAACGCCGACACCUCCCCGACCAACAAGACCAGGUGCCUGCUACGCAUGGCCUUCGUCACCUCCACCUCGGCGGCCUCCAUCCUCACCAUGUUCCUCAUCUCCCUGGACCGCUACGUCGCCAUCAAGCUGCCACUGCGCUACUCCCAGCUGACGGGCCCUCGGAUGACGGCCGUCGCCCUGGCGGUGCUCUGGCUGCUGUCCUUCACCGUGGGCUUCCUGCCCGGGAUGGUGCAGCAGAUGCAGCAGAAUCACUACCAAGGCUUCUGCACCUUCUUCUCCGUCAUCCAGCCCAAGAGCAUCAUCAUCAUCUUCUGCAUCUGCUUCUUCCCCGUCCUCUCCAUCUUCGUCUACUUCUACCUGGACAUCCUCAAGAUCGCCUGCGGCCACCAGCACCAGAUCUGCCAGGCCAGGCUCGCCGGCUCCCGCGUGCCCCAGCCCAACCGGUACGGCGGUCAUGUCAAGGCCUUGAGGACCGUGGCUCUGCUGGUGGGCUGCUUCACCCUCUCCUGGUGCCCCUUUUUCAUUGCCAGCACUGUGCAGGUUCUGUGCCAGUCCUGCCACCUGUACCACAUCAUUGAGAAUGACCUGUGGCUCCUGGGGCUGUCCAACUCCCUGUUCAACCCUCUGGUGUACGCGUGCUGGCAGAGGGAAGUGCGGCAGGAGCUGUGCAACCUCUUUGCCUGCAUGAAGAGCAGGUUCUCAAACUCAGCCCCCCGCGCCAGCCUCAGGGGACGCCACACGGAGCACACUGUACAUACUGACAACCCAGAACAGGGUUACUGCCGUUCUGCUUCAUUGCCCCAGCUUAUAGGCGGAGCGCAUCAUACCAACACACCACUAACUGCCUCAGCAUCAUUGUGAAAUGCGUGUAAGAUAUGGCAGUUUUAGGCUGCGUUAGACACUAGUGCUAUUUCAGACACACAAUGCAGUGAACUUCUAUUUAUUAAUUUUUUUUCAGGUGAAAAUGGGUUCUGGGGGAGUGGAUGGUUUCCCACGUUGCACUUUGGUCUGUGAACUAAAACAGCUAAACAGGGAAAGCUUGACCCGGAUAAUGGCUUCAGAGCUUUUAGACUUUGCUCCCAGUCCAUUUUCCCAUUUAAUGGACCAGAUGGUUUUGUUUGCUUUUUUUUGCUCUGCUUCUUUCAGCUGCCUAAUUGAUAUAAUC